Molecule: messenger RNA, 2314 nt
Organism: Thlaspi arvense
Lineage: Eukaryota; Viridiplantae; Streptophyta; Magnoliopsida; Brassicales; Brassicaceae
Source: the annotation of a GenBank genome assembly
UUGAAAACGAACUGUUCUUGUGAAAAGAUCUAAACCCUUUGCCUUCUCUCCAAAUCCCUAUUUCUCUCACUCAAUUGUUGGGGUUUUACAUUUCCUUAUCUGAAAAAAAGUCACACUCUCUCUGAAUCCGAUAUGAUCACUACUGUUCUUCGCCGAUCUUGCCUCGAUGCGUCAAGGCGGACUCUCUCCGCCUCUCUGACCUCCGUUAACGCGGCUCUGUUUCACCAUCUUACCCCAGCCGCCGCCAGAGUCUCCGAUCUGUCCUCGAUUAGCUCCUCCGAUGUCAAGCCUGGCUUCUCCCUCCCACCCCCGUCACCGAUUCCGUUUGGUGUUAAAGCGAGGGAAUUUCACUUUCAAUCUGGGCCGUCGGAGUUCAGAUCGUCGAUGGUUUCUCCUGCCGGGUUUGCGAUACCUGAGAGUACCGAUAGAGGGAUUGGAGAUUCAGAGAGUGUUGGUAGCAGCAGCGGCGGUGACGGGUUAGCGAUAUCUGAGCUUGGGAUAUCUCCGGAGAUUGUCAAAGCUUUGAAGAGUAAGGGUAUCGAAAAACUCUUUCCGAUUCAGAAAGAUGUGCUUGAGCCGGCGAUGCAAGGUCGAGACAUGAUCGGCCGUGCUAGAACAGGAACAGGAAAGACGCUUGCUUUUGGGAUCCCCAUCAUUGACAAAAUUAUCAAAUUCAACGCUAAACAUGGACGUGGGAGGAAUCCUCUUUGUUUGGUUUUGGCUCCAACAAGAGAGCUUGCUCGUCAGGUUGAGAAGGAGUUUAGGGAAUCUGCUCCAAGCUUGGAUAGUAUUUGUCUCUAUGGAGGUACACCGAUCGGGCAGCAAAUGAGGCAGCUUGACUAUGGUGUUGAUGUGGCCGUUGGAACUCCAGGUCGUAUUAUCGAUCUGAUUAAGCGGGGAGCUCUGAAUCUGACCGAGGUUCAGUUUGUGGUUCUUGACGAAGCUGAUCAGAUGCUUCAAGUUGGAUUCGCCGAGGAUGUCGAAGUGAUAUUGGAAAGGUUGCCUGAGAAACGCCAGAGCAUGAUGUUCUCUGCAACGAUGCCGAGUUGGAUCAGAUCACUCACCAAAAAGUACCUGAAUGAUCCUGUGACGAUUGAUCUCGUUGGAGAUUCUGAUCAGAUGCUCGCAGAUGGAAUCACGACGUAUUCUAUCGUAGCAGAUUUGUAUGGAAGAGCAUCCAUUAUUGGUCCUCUUGUAAGGGAGCAUGCUAAAGGAGGGAAAUGCAUUGUUUUCACCCAAACAAAACGUGAUGCUGAUCGACUUUCAUAUGGAUUUGGGAGAGGCACCAAAUGCGAAGCUUUACACGGAGAUAUAUCUCAGAGUCAGAGAGAACGAAUACUUGAUGAUUUCAGGUGUGGGCGAAUCAAUGUUCUUGUUGCGACUGAUGUUGCUGCCCGUGGACUUGAUGUUCCUAAUGUCGAUUUGGUGAUUCAUUAUGAGCUUCCAAAUAACACAGAGACGUUUGUUCACCGAACGGGGAGAACAGGCCGUGCGGGGAAAAAAGGAAGUGCUAUUCUCAUCCACAGUCGAGAUCAGUCCAGGGCUGUAAAAAUAAUCGAGAGAGAAGUCGGGAGCAGAUUCAUUGAGCUCCCUAGCAUUGCUGUGGAACGUGAAAGUGGAAGCAUGUUUGAAGGAAUCAGUGGUCGAUCUGGUGAUUCCUUUGGAGGAGGCAUGAGAGAUCGCGGUUCGAGCUUUGGUGGUCGUUCAGGUGGUGGAGGUUAUGGCGGUGGUGGAAGUUACGGUGGUGGUGGUGGGCGUUCAGGUGGUUCAAGCAACCGUUAUUCUGGUGGUUUCGGUUCAGACCGUUCUUCUGGUUUCGGUGGCUUUGGCUCGGAUCGUUCUUCUCAGUCAGGCGGAAGAAGCAGCUUUGGUGGUCGCUCAGAUGAUUAUGGAAGCAGCGGUGGCCGUUCAGGCGGUUCAGACCGUUCUUCUUCUGGUUUCGGGGGCUUUGGUUCGGAUCGUUCAUCUCAGUCAGGAGGAAGGAGCAGCUUUGGUGGCUUUGGCUCAAACGAUGGUAAAAGGUCUUACUGAAACGAAGUUGUUGGGUUUGUUUUUGACCCGGUCCGGCAAUAAUUGGUUGAGUAGGAGGAGGAGGAUUCGGUGACUCAAGUAGAUUAGUUAAUACAAGAAGUCGAACUUAUAUAUAAAAUCUGUAGUUAUGUAAUGGGAACAUACUUCUUUUUAUUAAACUAUGUCUUAUGUCAUCAUUGUUCCAUACGAGAUCAGAGAGAAUCUGAGACACGUCGCAUGCUUUUUGUGUUUUUGCAUAUAAAUCAAGAAGUAGUAAAACAAGCAAAAAUAACGGUUGUUGCGG